Molecule: messenger RNA, 1788 nt
Organism: Capronia epimyces CBS 606.96
Lineage: Eukaryota; Fungi; Ascomycota; Eurotiomycetes; Chaetothyriales; Herpotrichiellaceae
Exons: 5
Coding region: 1-1788 (595 amino acids)
Source: RefSeq, a predicted model, not a curated record
AUGGUCGCUCAAGUGGAUUCCAAAGCAAAUAGCCAAUGUGGAUUGGCUAUUCCAGUCCCUGAGAAGAGAUCGUCCUACUAUCCCAAAUCACGACCAUUUGACCGGCACCGACCAGUCAAGUUGAUCAUUGUCGGAGCAGGGAUUGCGGGAAUCUCUGCAGCCAUCCUCAUCCCCCGAAAAGUUCGCAACUUGUCCUACGUUGUUUACGAAAAGAACAAGAGAGUGGGCGGGGCUUGGGAAGAGAACAAGUAUCCUGGCGUGCGAUGUGACGUGCCCGCUCAUACUUACCAGCUUUCAUUUGCACCCAACAUUCGAUGGUCGGAGUACUAUCCGAAAGGGUCCGAAAUCCGUCAGUACUACCAGGAUGUGGUGGACAAAUACGGCGUUUCAGAACAUCUACGCGUGCGACAUGAGGUGAGCAAGGCAACUUGGCGGGAUGAUUUGUCUCAAUGGGAGGUUACCGUGAAGGACCUGGAGACGGGGACGACGCAUAUGGACUUUGCGGAUUUCUUCCUGUCUGCGCCAGGCUUACUGAACAAAUGGUCCCUACCCGAUAUUCCCGGUCUCCAAGACGAAUACCAGGGACACCUGUGUCAUACAGCGAACUGGGAUCCCGAUUUUGAUUAUCACGGUAAGCGCAUUGCUGUCAUAGGUAAUGGGGCAAGCGGCCUUCAGAUUCUCCCAAACCUCCUUGCGGAUGCCGGUCACAUAGACCACUAUGUCCGCUCCAAAGUCUGGGUUGCUCCAGCAUUUCGAAAGGAUCUCCUUCCGGCCACGGCGGAGAACCCGGGCGGCGAACCCUAUACCGAAGAACAAAAGGACGAAUGGACCAAUAAUCCCAAGGCCUAUCUAGAGUAUCGGAGAAGCCUGGACAUCAUUUUUCACCCGCCCUGGGCAAACCAGGUCAAAGACAGCCCGCAGAAUCGGUUGGUACGAGAGCGUUCUACCCAGACCAUUCUGGAGCGCGUGGGUGGCGACAAGGCGUGGUUGGAGCGACUCUUGCCUGAAUAUGCACCGGGCUGUAAACGUCCCACACCCGCCCCAGGUUAUAUCGAAGCCAUCCUCGAUCCCAAGGUCGAAUAUAUCACGGAAAAGAUCACUCGUGCUACCUCGACGGGUCUAGUAACGGCAGAUGGCAAGCUUCGAGAGGUCGACGCAAUCAUUGCAGCCACUGGCUUCAGGGAUGGAACCAUCCCACGCUUCCCAACCAUUGGUAAGAAUGGGACUGAUCUCAGCAAAUAUUGGGCCUUUGACGGCCCCGUGGGCUAUCCGGAAACCUAUCUCGGCGUCAUGGCUCCAGGCUUUCCCAACUACUUUUUCAUCCAUCAGGCCCAAGGAAAUGGAGCUGGUGGCACUGUUCCAAUGCAGUGCGAAAUGUCGGCCACAUAUAUCGCCAAAGUCAUCAGGAAGGUGCAAAGCCAAAGCUACAAGACGGCCGUCCCGUCCCAGGAGGCGACAAACGACUUUAACGACAUUGUGGAUGGGGCCUUCGACAACAGUGUUUUGUCGGAUUCGUGUAACAGUUGGUUCAAGCCAGGGCCGGGCAAAACCCGCAUUACUCUCCAUUGGCCGGGGACUUUCCAUCAUCGCUUCGACGCAUACCGCGAUCCUCGUUGGGAGGAUUUUGUCUUCGAGCGACAGGACGAUGCCAGGGCGAAUCGAUUUGAAUAUUUUGGAAACGGUUCUGCAGCAUUCGAAGAGACAGGCAGCGUUUUGGAAUUCACCAACUAUCUCAAGGAGCCUGGAACCGUAGAUUUGGCGACGCUCCACGAGAAUUGGAACGAGUGA